UCUCCAAAAGGCCAGGGCUGCACUGCAUUGUUGUUGGUCGUAUGUUCGUGGCAAUAAAUAAUUAGAAUUUAUUUAUUUUAAGACAAACAAUAUGCAUGAGCCGGCCAAGAAGUCCGUCCACCUGGGCACCGGAGCCAGCAGCACCGCGGAGAAACUUUGUUUCGACAAAAAUGAGUUCAUGAAGGAAAAUUUCUCGGUGGACGAAUUCCUGCACAAGAAUCGCAAUGCUCCCAGCUUGGAACAGCUGCGGGACAACCUGGGGCUGUAUUUAAAGGGACUGCGAUCUGCCAUGAUUGAUCUAAUUAAUGAGGAUUACGCGGAUUUUGUGAAUCUGAGUGCGAAUUUGGUGGGACUUGACCAAUCCAUCGAGACGAUUCAGCGGCCCCUGGAGCAGUUUCGCAGCGACAUCGAGAGCAUUCACAGUCUGAUUGAAGACAAUGUGACGGAGCUCAGGGCGCAACUCGAGGAAAAGCGGAAGCUGCGCGAAGCCAAACGAAGUCUGCAGAGCCUGAAGAAGGUCUAUGAGACAACCGGCAAGCUGCAGGAUCUAAUUGCCCGGAAACUGGAUGGCGAUCAGCCCGCACAGGCUGUCGACCUGGAACGCGCUGCCCUCGAUCUCAUACAGUUGAAGUUUCACGAGAAACAUUGCGCCAACCACCUCAGUGCCGAGCAGCAGACGAAAAUCCAGCAACUGGAGACGCAACUCCAUCAGCAUUUGCGUCGAUUCUUCAACGAUGCACUUGGACAGGCACGAAACUCGGCCCCAGAGCAUCUGGAGCGUUGCCUGCGCAUCUAUAUAACUCUCAAUGCCUGUGCGCAGGCAGAGUGUGCCUUUCGCGAGGAUGUUGUGGCGCCCUACAUGAACGGAAUCAUCGGCGAGCAGCAGCUGCAGAACUCGCCUCAGGGCCUGGCUGGCAUCUACAGCAAGAUACUUAACUUUAUAUCGUUGCACAUGACCGACCUGCUGCGGCUCACCCUCUACUCGGACAAGCUGGCGGGCUUCAAUUUUGUGGUCAACAGCUAUUGGUCGGACGUGGAGCAGCGACUGGAGAUGCACAUGAACUCCAUAUUCGCCCCGGGCAAUUCGGAAGUGUUUUACAUCAAAUACAAAUGCACACGGGAUUUUCUGGGCAAAAUAGAGGAGCUGCUGACCAGUAGCGGCGAGCAGGCGGUGGCCAGCUACCGCCAACACAAGCAAACGAAGAGCUUUGAGGCGCGUUGGAAUCUGCCAGUGUACUUCCAAAUAUGCUUUCAGGAAAUUGCCGGGCAAUUCGAAGCCAAAUUGGAACCCGUUUUGCAGGAUUCCACUCUGAACAGCAAUUCGAAUGGAAAUGCCUACCAAUUGUCGACAUUCAAUGCCGCCAAAGAAGCAGUGACCCGUUGCUGGGCCGAAGGUGUCUACCUGCCCGAAGUGUUUCCCAAAUUCUACAAACUAAACGUACAGAUUGUAUUGCGGCUCUCCCGCUGGAUUACUGAUGCCAUCGCCGUCUCGAAGAGCAGCAGCUUUGCCAAGUCCUACACUCGCCAUCAAUUGCUGAUUGCCCUGCACGCGGACAUACGCAAAUUGGAUGCAUAUUUGCCCGAACUGCAGCAGCUUAUUGUCCAGUCCGUGCCCCAGCAGCAGCGAACAAAGUUGUUCAACGAUGUGCUGGGCCAAUCUAUAGCCUCCUUGGCCGAUACACUGGGUGCCCAUCUAUCCAACAUACAGAAGACCUUGGUGGAGUUGCUGAUCGGCGAAUGCGAGACGGAGAAUGUGCGUCAGGUGAAUGAUUUGCCUCGUUUGUAUCGCAAGACCAAUCGAGAGGUGCCUUCGCGCUGCUCAGGCUAUGUGGAGCAGAUGUUGCGCCCCCUGAAGGCGUUUGCCAGUCAACACGAAUCCCAGUUGGGGGCUCUAGUUGUGGAGCAGAUCCUCUCAGAGGUAGCCAGUCACAUCACCAAGGCCUACUUUAAUGUGGUCAAGGAUGUCCUCACAUCGGUGCAGAAAACUGAAGAAUCUCUGCGACGUUUGCGGAAUGUCAAGAGCGGUGGUUCUGCAACGCAGACGCCUGCUGGCAAUACCGCUAGCAUGUCGGAUGAUGAUAAGAUACGCCUGCAGCUGCGUGUGGAUGUCACCACCUGGAGUCAGGAGCUCUCCAAACUGAAUUUCCAGGCCACGCAGAUUGAUCAACUGCUGCAGCUCACAAAUAUGGUGGAGGAUAGCAUAAAGCUAAAGGAGGGGACGACGGCCUAGAGGCCUAGAGGCUGCCCACAAAACGUACAUAUACUUCACUUUAUUCUUGUUAACGAUUUCUAAUGGUUCUUUAGGCACAAUUA
Drosophila pseudoobscura is the source of this 2313-nucleotide messenger RNA. RefSeq names its product conserved oligomeric Golgi complex subunit 2 (gene Cog2). Gene Ontology annotation, biological process: Golgi organization; intra-Golgi vesicle-mediated transport; protein transport. The transcript has 4 exons. The record is from RefSeq and is a predicted model, not a curated record. Gene Ontology annotation, cellular component: COG complex; membrane. The coding region runs from base 92 to 2230 and encodes 712 amino acids. NCBI's taxonomy places the organism in Eukaryota, Metazoa, Arthropoda, Insecta, Diptera, Drosophilidae.